Messenger RNA from Aspergillus pseudotamarii, 1488 nucleotides. RefSeq names its product putative MFS transporter. Gene Ontology annotation, molecular function: transmembrane transporter activity. The transcript is spliced from 2 exons. Gene Ontology annotation, cellular component: membrane. The record is from RefSeq and is a predicted model, not a curated record. NCBI's taxonomy places the organism in Eukaryota, Fungi, Ascomycota, Eurotiomycetes, Eurotiales, Aspergillaceae. Bases 144 to 1409 code for a protein of 421 amino acids. Gene Ontology annotation, biological process: transmembrane transport.
AUGACAGAUUUGGAUCGUUCGCCAAAGUCGACCCCAAGGAGAUUGCUUUGGUGAGGAAGAUUGAUCUGUACAUGAUGGUUUGGUCCGCCCUAACCUCCUGGAGAUUGAACCAUUUUGACGAUUACUAGCCGAUCCUUUGGCUAAUGUACUUCCUGAACUUUCUUGACCGCAAUGCGAUGGUGAAUGGCAAGCUCAACAGUCUCUCUGAAGACUUAAACUUAAAGGGGACGGAGUACAAUACCUGUAUUAGCAUUCUCUUUGUUGGAUACCUUCUUGGCCAAGUGCCUUCCAACAUGCUCCUCAAUCGAGUCAGGCCUUCCUGGUUUAUGGCUGGGUUCAUGAUGGCCUGGGCGAUUGUCUCUACUCUCACAUGUCUGGUCAAAGACUACCACAGCAUGCUCGUCUGUCGACUACUGCUCGGCUUCGUCGAAGCACCGUUCUACCCUGGGGCGCUUUUCAUGAUAUCUUUAUUCUACACCCGCAAGGAGGCGACCACCCGCAUGGCUAUCCUCUAUACUGGCAAUAUGCUCGCCAGCGCCUUUUCCGGUCUGAUUGCCGCCGGUGUCUUUGCAGGCCUGGAUAAGACACAUGGCCUGGCAGGGUGGCAAUGGCUUUUUCUCAUCCAAGGGGUGGUAACUGUUGGGGUCGCUGCUGUCGCCUUCUUCGUCCUUCCCAACGCACCCCGCUCAACACCAUGGCUCACCCCUGAGGAGCGACAGCUUGCCGACGAAAGGAUUAAACGAGACACUACGCAGAGAGAAGAAGGCACCAGCACGUGGGUUGGCCUCCGCCAAGCCUGUAUGGAUUACCGCACAUGGAUCUUUGCCUUGAUGUGCAAUCUACAUCUGUCGGCGAACGGGUUCAAGAACUUCAUGCCGACCGUGGUAAAAACUCUUGGUUUCAACUCCACGAUAACACUGGUUCUCACCUGCCCUCCAUAUCUCGUGGCUACAUUCACGUCCGUCGCAGUGUCAUGGUCAUCGGGGCGCUUCAAUGAACGUACUUGGCAUGUUACCGUUUCCAAAGCCCUCGCCAUUGUUGGAUUCGCGCUUGCCUGCGGGACCUUGAAUAUUGGUGCGCGGUACUUCGCCAUGAUUCUGUUUGUCGGUGCCACCUAUGGUGUGAAUAAUAUCAAUAUCGCGUGGACUGCUGCGACGCUGGGCCAAACAGAUGAAAAGAAGGCUGUCGCAAUUGCCAUUACCAAUACCUUGGGCAAUCUGGCCAGUGUCUACACACCAUACCUUUGGCCUGACAGUGACGCUCCACGGUUUGCCCUCGCAAUGUAUUGCAGUAUCGGAUUCUCGGUCGGAGUGGUCAUCCUCGCUUGGGUCAUGCGAAUAAUCUUGGCACGAGAGAACAGAAAGCUUCGGGAAGUAGACUCGGGAGUCAUCAACCUCUAUGCCUAUUGAAGUAAAAUGAGAAAUAGUCAGUUUGUUGCGCGCGUUUAAUGUGAUAAUGUUAAGGGAGACACGCCUUGCAUGUCUGGAG